GGGAGGACGGAUAAACGGCGCAGAGCGACUCAACCGGAUUUGAUACCCGAAGGAGGGCAGGAAUGCUACGGUGAUUCCCCUCUCUUCUCUCCCGACACCCACCUCCUCCUCAACCACCUCCUCCUCUUCCUCCUCCUCACCUCCUCUUCAUCUCGGAGCCCAGACGCGCUCUUGUGUUUUUUAUUGGUUUGGUGUUUUUUUUUUAUUCUGCCUGUGCUCUCCAGCGGAUAACAGAACAUUUCACGCUCCGAGGAGAACCGACUUUUUAUUGCCUCUUCUCCUCCAGGCGCGCGCACGCAGAGAGGAACUGGGUUUUCCAUCAGUGGAUGUGUUGGACACCUCAUGUGAGAAGCGAUACUACUUGGAAGAAGUGAACGUUUUCCACUGGCUUGUAUGAAUUUGGGGAGGGACAUUUCCUUGGCUGCGCACGGAGCUCCUCACUUCCAAGGCUGAUCUGGUUCACUGUGCAGAGGACAACACCAGGGAUGAGCUAAAGGCUCUGUGAUUGGAGGAGAGAGGGAAUGAACAAACUGUGAGAGCGAAGAACCAGGAGACGAGAGGCAGCGACGUGAAGGACAUCAGCUCGGUGGGAGCGGCGCUCCACUGAGAGGCAGCAGAGAGCCGGGGUCGGAGUGAAGCGCUCGGUUGCUCAGGUCGGACCAGAAGCCAACGCUGAAGAUGAAGCGCCAGGGCCUCGGGCUCCUGAGGGCCCUCCUGGUGCUGCUGGGGGUGUGUGCACUCUGCAGUGUCGCGUUCGGAACCCGGAGAGGAAACACCGCCUUGAAUCAGAGGAGCCACAGAUACAGAAACUCAGGUGUGUAUGCCAUGUCCGUGUCGGAGGACAAAGUCCCCGGAGAGGAGGUGGGACGGCUGAAGGCAACGACCCCGACUCGGGACAACGGCCUUGUGAACUACCGCCUGGUGGACGGAGACGGGAUGAGCAUGUUUGAGCUGAGCACCGACUCCGAGACCAGAGAGGCUGUGGUCAAACUGAAGAAGAUGGUGGACUAUGAAACUAAAAGGUUGUACACGUUGAAGGUGGAGGGAGCCAACACCUAUAUUGACCCUCAGUACCUCGCCUGGGGGCCUUAUAAGGAUGAAGCAACAAUAAAGAUAUCAGUGGAGGAUGCAGAUGAGCCUCCUGUGUUUGUGGCUCCCAGUUACACCUUUGAGGUGGAAGAGAACGCGCCCGAAGGCACCGUGGUGGGACGAGUCCACGCCAAAGACACUGACGUUGCCAACAACCCUGUCAGGUACAUGAUCCCUCGCUACACGGACGUCGAGCAGUUCUUCAACGUGAACGCAGAAGACGGUAGGAUCACCACGACCAGGCCGCUGGACAGAGAAGCACAGGCCUGGCACAACAUCUCUGUGUCUGCAACAGAGAUCGGAGGCCACCACCAAGACACAAAAGUGCGUGUUAACAUCAAAGUGAAGGAUGUGAACGACAACUCCCCAGAGUUCGCAACCAACAACGAGGUCCUCAUGUGUGAAACGGUGGCACCUGGGAAGGUGAUUGAAACAGUCAGCGCUGUGGACAAAGACGAGAUGGUUCACAGGCAACACUUCACGUUCAGCCUCGCUCCCGAAGUCGCACACAACCACAACUUCUCCCUGAAAGACAACCGAGACAGCACAGCCAGUAUCUAUGUGCUGCGUAAAGGAUUCAGCCGUCUCACCCAGGACGUUUACUUCCUUCCCAUCGAGAUAAACGACAACGGCCUGCCGUCUCUGAGCAGCACCAACACGCUGACCAUCCGGGUGUGUUCCUGCGACAGCAAAGACACAAUCCUGUCCUGCAACGUGGAGCCCUACGUCCUCCCCGCGGGUCUCAGCACCGGGGCGCUCAUCGCUAUCCUGGCCUGUAUCGUCAUCCUGCUCGCUAUCGUGGUGUUGUUUGUGGCACUGAGGCGUCAGAAGAAGGAGCCAUUGAUAGUGUUUGAGGAGGAGGACAUCAGGGAGAACAUCAUCACCUACGAUGACGAGGGCGGCGGCGAGGAGGACACGGAGGCUUUCGACAUCGCCACACUGCAGAACCCAGAUGGUGCAAAUGGUUUCCUGCCCAGGAAGGACAUCAAACCGGAGCUGCAGUAUCCCAUCAGGCCCGGCCUCGGCCACACCGGAGCCAACAGCGUCGACGUGGACGACUUCAUCAAGACUCGGAUCGCAGAGGCCGACUGCGACCCCACCGCCCCCCCCUACGACUCCAUUCAGAUCUACGGCUACGAAGGCAGAGGAUCAUUGGCUGGUUCAUUGAGUUCCCUGGAGUCGGUCACCACAGAGUCGGACUUGGAUUAUGACUACCUGCAGAGUUGGGGGCCGAGGUUCAGGAAGCUGGCGGAUUUGUACGGGACCAAAGAAGGCUCCAUUGACGAUGCCGAUGACGGUGAAGACUCUUAACAGUGGUCUCACUGAGUGGACGCCCCCCCGAUUUUCGAUUCCCUGAUCCCAUGAGGAUUCGCUAACUGAGGCAUAACACUUCCCCGGUGGCCGGUUGUUACCGACUGAUCCGUUCACACCAACCAACGUUAACAGCCCUUCAUUCCCCGGCACCUCCUCGGUCCUCCAAGACGAUUUGCUGACGGACAAAUAAUGACCGCUUGGACUCCAACCUCCCCCCCCCCCGGUUCCCUCCUUUACCUUCCUAUAUCUCUUUCCUUCUCUCUAUUUCUACAGACUUGAGCAUUGUAGGGCUGGGAGAUUUGUUAUAUCACCAUUUGUCUGUCUGUAAGUAAAUCGCUGGGAGAAAACAAUGUUGCUGUAUGAUCAAAAAUGACUUGCUUAUAGCAAAAAUGUUUAAUCGAGUUCCUAGAUACUUUUGUGGACUGGAUUCGCCUCCUUCCUCCGAAGAGAUUUUAGUCCCUUAGCAGGUUCCUGAGUGGUCUUAACAGGUCACAUGGUAGCUCUCUUUGUCAUGUAUGUAAACGACGCGCUAGAAAAAGAGAGGAAGCGAGAGAUAAAGCAAAUUAAAAGAGAAAGUCAGAGAUGGAUCCAGCAACUGCCUGUUUUAAUGGGAAAGGAAUGAAAGGUACCUUUGUGUAGGCUCAAACAAAAUGCUUUCCUGUCCCGACGUGUUGUUGUGUUGUGUGCAGAAUUCAGCAGGUACUGUGAUUUCGACAGCGUGACAGACUCUGGGUUGUUGAUACUUUGAAGAUGCUCUCAGCGUCCUCACAGUAUGGUGGCCUUAUAAUAAAUAAACAACAACUCCAGGGGUAAACACAACAGGAGGAACAAUAGAGACCGCUAACUUCAGUAGCUACACACAGACAAACGAGUAUCUACGACAAUGCUCCUCACGUACCUGUUUUUUGUACUCCCCCCCUAAAAGAGACAAGCUACACACAGAUUCAAUUUCAAAACCACGGAUGAUUCUUUGUUUUCAUUCUUCACUGAAGAGAAGACGUGACGCCCCGUCCUCCCCGUCCCCCAGUACACGCCCCCCCGUGUCCCCUCCCAUCAACGAUCACUUCCCAUUACCAAGUCCACCGAUGAAUGAUCACACGCUCAUUCGGAGUCCACCAAUGCUGAUCAAUCACAAUGAGUAAAAACCUGUGAGCUCUAAAAAUCGCCUUAAACUUAAUGGACACUCUUGCAAACGCAGUGCAUUCUCCGUUUUUAAUCUUCUUUUCCGUUUUUCUUUUUGUAACUUGAAAAGUAUAUUCAGAACGCAAACUAUUCUCCAUGCUAGGUAUGUACAGAGCAACGUGCAGACAUGUGGUAAAUCACUCUGAGGAUCCGGCUUGCACCUCGUGCACUCUUAAAGGUUCAGUGUGUAGGAUUUAGUGACACCUAGUGGUGAAGUUGCGUGUUGCAGCUGAACACCACUCGCCUCACCCUCCCCCUUCCAGAGAGACAACCUGUGGUAGCUUCAGAUGUUGUAGAAACUCAAAAGGUUUAGUUUGUCCAGUUUGGGCUACUGUAAAAAAAACAUGGCGGGUUCGCUCCCGAUGUAAAUAUAAAGUAUUUAAAUGUAAAGGGCCCAUUCUAGGGUAGAGAAAAUAACAAUUCGUACAAUUUAGAUGAUUAAACACUUCUAGGAUUAUUUUAUAUUCCAGUUCUGCAGAUGGAUCCAUUUUGACCUAAACCUUACACACUGGACCUUGAGAAUAUAGAAUGUUCUGUUUCUACCAGUCAAUGAGGCGUCCAAGAAAAUGUGCGUUGUGUUUGUUUUCCGAACACCGACAAUGUUUCGUAGCGACAUCUGUUGUAUCAACACGUGUUGCUCUUUGAACAUAGAAUGUGCAAAUCUGAAAAUAUUACACAAAGUGUGUUUUGUUGGAGCCACGAACCAGAAGGGGCCGAAACCAGAACAUCCUGUUUGAGCACGAAGGUUCUCGUUCAAUCUCUUUUUUUUUAAAUGUUAUUAUAUUAUUAUGAUUAUUAUUAUUGCUGUUUUUUAUUAUUAUUAUUAUCAUUAUUAUGACAGUAAUUGUCCUUUCUUUGGCUGCAGCUACACAGGAACAAAUCACGUUUAACUUUUCGCAGCUCACAUGUAAAGUUGAAGAAGAAAAGAAAAGUUAAAUCUCAGCUUUGGUUUACAACCUCUUUCUUUUUAUUCUUUUUGUUUCUUUUCUGUUUUCCAUCUUUGUCGUUCUUUCUCCCGGUUCCAGAGGGAAAACGAGCGAUCUGUGUUUGUUGCAGCGAGAGAACGCCUCGUUUCUAUUCUCUGUCAAGUUUUAUGGUACCGAUUUGUACAAUUUUAAAAGUUCUUAUUUUAGUAUACAUGCAGAAUAUUCCAGUAUUACAACAAAAACAUGUUAAGAAAGAUAAGAUUAAAAAAUGUUACAGCAUCACACUUAUAUUUUCUGAACAUUGUACUGUUGCUUUACUAUGUGCUUCUAUCUCCGAAGCGAAAAAAAAACUUUGAAAUAAAUGCUCUUUUUAUAAAAUGA
Messenger RNA from Platichthys flesus (European flounder), 4892 nucleotides. RefSeq names its product cadherin-11-like. Gene Ontology annotation, cellular component: adherens junction; plasma membrane; catenin complex. The record is from RefSeq and is a predicted model, not a curated record. Gene Ontology annotation, molecular function: calcium ion binding; cadherin binding. Lineage: Eukaryota; Metazoa; Chordata; Actinopteri; Pleuronectiformes; Pleuronectidae. Gene Ontology annotation, biological process: homophilic cell-cell adhesion; cell-cell junction assembly; multicellular organism development.